UCCACAACGGAUCUGACUCACUUCUCACCACCCAAGGGCCCUCAACCCUAUCGUACACUGCAUCCUCAAAACUUGGGUACUCUUUCUGAGUCGACAGGCGCACUUCUUCUACGCACUUGAGCUUGAUCGAUUGACCUCUCACGCCGCAGACCUCUGCAAAUUGCUUCCUCAUCGAUUCUUCUUCAAAAGCUCUGCUCCAAAAAAGAAAAUAUCUUCGACUUGCAGAAAGUGCUAUGGCUAUUACGGUUGAGACUGGAGCUGUCGCGGUGUAUUGUGCUUCGUCCAUCGGAAAACAAAAGGCCUAUACCAACGCCGCUACCUCCCUCGGCCACGCACUAGGAUCCUCAAGCCGUCCACUCGUCUACGGAGGCGGGUCCAAAGGAAUCAUGGGCGUCGUUUCUGGAGCGGUGUUAGAGAAGGGAGGUCAGGUUUUGGGGGUCGUUCCUGCGGCUAUGGUCAAAGCGGGUGGUGAGGGGGAUAAAGGCGAGGAGGAGUCGGGAGCUGUGCAUGUGGUGUUGAAUGAGGAGGGAAGGGAGAUGGUCGAGACGAUUGUCGUUCAAUCUAUGCAUGAGAGGAAGGUCGAGAUGGCGAAGAGGGCGGUAGGUUUUAUGGGUCUACCGGGAGGUUUUGGGACGUUCGAGGAGAUCAUGGAGGUCAUCACAUGGACACAACUAGGGAUCCAUAACAAACCCGUCAUCCUAAUCAACGUCCUCAACUUCUACGAACCCCUCCGCCAACUCAUCCGUCGCGCCGUCUCCGAAGGCUUCAUCCAACCCCACAACGAACAACUCGCCAUCUUCGUCGACGGGCCAUCCGACGAAUCCGAGCACGGGACGUUCGACUGGGGGAAAGCUGCGUUAGACGCACUGGAUGGAUGGAAGAGGGAUAGGAAGGGGAUGUUUGAGUGGCGGGAGGGAAGUAUUGGCGGGUUGGAGUCUUCGUAGACUUACGGUCUAACACAAUGGAGACGUUUGCCAUUGUGUUUGGGAACGAAGCC
Molecule: messenger RNA, 997 nt
Organism: Stereum hirsutum FP-91666 SS1
Lineage: Eukaryota; Fungi; Basidiomycota; Agaricomycetes; Russulales; Stereaceae
Exons: 7
Coding region: 234-944 (236 amino acids)
Biological process (GO): cytokinin biosynthetic process
Molecular function (GO): hydrolase activity
Source: RefSeq, a predicted model, not a curated record